AUGUAUAAAUCUAUCCUUAAAUCAACCAGCAGUAGGUUCAACAAAGUUAUAAUCAACCGUAAUUUGGUCUCCUCCAAUUACGCAAGAUUCUUGGCAACAAGUUCAACAGCUACCCCAUCAUCAUCAUCAAACGCUUCAAAAGUUACCCCAAACAAAACCACCAAUGCCACAACUGGAGAAUUACAUGUUUCCACUGAUACUGAGACUCCACAAUCUACAACCAACUCGGUCCAACCGCCAGAAGGUUCUGCUAUUUCUUUGAAAUCAGCUAGUCGUGAUGCAUCAUUGUUUGGUACCCGUCCAAUUUAUUUGGAUGUUCAAGCAACUACUCCUGUUGAUCCAAGAGUUUUAGACAAAAUGUUGGAAUUCUACACUGGAUUAUAUGGUAACCCACAUUCUUCUACUCAUGCCUAUGGUUGGGAAACUGAUAAAGAAGUUGAAAAGGCUAGAGCUUAUAUUGCCGAAGUGAUAAAUGCCGAUCCUAAAGAAAUUAUUUUCACUAGUGGUGCUACUGAAACUAAUAAUAUGGCUAUUAAAGGUGUGCCUCGUUUCUAUAAGAAAACCAAAAAACAUAUCAUCACUACUCAAACUGAACACAAGUGUGUUUUGGAUAGUGCUAGACACAUGCAAGAUGAAGGAUUUGAUGUUACCUAUUUGCCAGUUAAUUCUGAAGGUUUGAUUAAUUUGGACGAUUUAAGAAAAGCCAUUAGAAAAGACACCAUUCUUGUCUCUGUUAUGGCUGUCAACAAUGAAAUCGGUGUUAUCCAACCAUUGAAAGAAAUUGGUCAAAUUUGUCGUGAGAAUAAAGUUUUCUUCCACACUGAUGCCGCACAAGCUUAUGGUAAAAUCCCAAUUGAUGUCAAUGAGAUGAAUAUUGAUUUGUUGUCUAUUUCAUCCCAUAAGAUUUAUGGUCCAAAAGGUAUUGGUGCUUGUUAUGUUAGAAGAAGACCAAGAGUCAGAUUGGACCCAAUCAUUACUGGUGGUGGUCAAGAAAGAGGUUUACGUUCUGGUACUUUAGCUCCUCCAUUAGUUGCAGGUUUUGGUGAAGCUGCCAGAUUAAUGAAGGAAGAAUCUAGUUAUGAUAAAGCUCAUAUCACUAAAUUAUCUAACAAAUUGAAAGAAGGGUUAUUGUCAAUUCCAUCUACACAAUUCAACGGUUGUAUGGAUCCUAAAUCUCAAUACCCAGGUUGUGUUAACGUUUCAUUCGCUUAUAUUGAAGGUGAGUCUUUAUUGAUGGCUUUGAAAGAUAUUGCUUUGAGUUCUGGUUCUGCUUGUACUUCUGCUUCUUUGGAACCAUCUUAUGUUUUACAUGCUUUAGGUGCUGACGAUGCUCUUGCUCAUUCUAGUAUUAGAUUUGGUAUUGGUAGAUUCACCACUGAAGCUGAAGUUGAUUAUGUUAUUCAAGCUAUUAAUGAAAGAGUUGAUUUCUUGAGAAAGAUGUCUCCAUUAUGGGAAAUGGUCCAAGAAGGUAUUGAUUUGGACUCAAUUGAAUGGAGUGGUCAUUGA
Messenger RNA from Candida tropicalis MYA-3404, 1506 nucleotides. RefSeq names its product Spl1p (gene SPL1). The transcript has a single exon. The record is from RefSeq and is a predicted model, not a curated record. Bases 1 to 1506 code for a protein of 501 amino acids. Gene Ontology annotation, biological process: [2Fe-2S] cluster assembly. Gene Ontology annotation, cellular component: mitochondrion; nucleus; cytosol. Gene Ontology annotation, molecular function: pyridoxal phosphate binding; cysteine desulfurase activity. Lineage: Eukaryota; Fungi; Ascomycota; Pichiomycetes; Serinales; Debaryomycetaceae.